AUGAAGGUUUUUGAAACGGCGGCGCUCACCUCCGUGCUCCUGAGUUCGGCUACACGGGCUGCGGCCUACACCGGAGCGCUCAUCAGCCUACACAAGAUGCUCGUUGAGGCCGACUCAAACACCAAGUCGGAAGCCCUUGAGACGCAGGCGCUCAAGAGGUACCUAGAAACCAACUUCACCGUCGAGAUCCAGACCGUCGAGGGAGACAGACAGAACGUCUACGCGUACCCCGGGGCCGCAAACGACGAGAUCUGGGGGCAUGGUAUAUCGGACGCGAAGGGCAGCGCCGCCGCGCAGAUCAUGGUAGCGAGUCCCCCCUCAAGAGCGGCAACGUAG
This is a messenger RNA of Colletotrichum spaethianum, 336 nucleotides long. RefSeq names its product peptidase M20 domain-containing protein. The record is from RefSeq and is a predicted model, not a curated record. The transcript has 2 exons. Lineage: Eukaryota; Fungi; Ascomycota; Sordariomycetes; Glomerellales; Glomerellaceae. Bases 1 to 336 code for a protein of 111 amino acids.